CGUCCUCCAGUGUUUGCUGCGGACAGUUGAUGCAUCAGCUUCGUAGCUGACGCCACUGACCAGGCAGUGGGCGAUCAGCUGGGACCUGCUUCCCUUUUUCUUGAAACUUGGCUUUUGAGUAGAAGGGGCCCAAGCCGAGAAACGUAGAAUGGGGGCCGGAGCGAGCGCCGAGGAUAAGCACUCCAAAGAGCUGGAGAAGAAGCUGAAGGAGGAUGCCGAAAAGGAUGCCAGAACUGUCAAGCUGCUGCUGCUAGGUGCUGGAGAAUCAGGCAAAAGCACAAUCGUCAAACAGAUGAAAAUUAUCCACCAAGAUGGUUACUCGCUUGAAGAGUCCAUGGAGUUCAUCGUCAUCAUCUACAGCAACACCCUGCAGUCCAUCAUGGCCGUUGUGAAGGCCAUGAGCACAUUCAAUAUCAAUUAUGGCCACUCUGAUCAGCAGGAUGACGCCAGGAAACUCAUGCAUCUUGCAGACACCAUCGAGGAAGGCUCCAUGCCUAAAGAGUUGUCGGACAUCAUUCUGCGCCUGUGGAAGGACACUGGCAUCCAGGCAUGCUUUGAGAGAGCCUCCGAGUACCAACUCAACGACUCCGCUGGAUACUACCUGAGUGACUUGGAGCGGCUGGUCCAGCCAGGCUAUGUGCCCACUGAGCAGGACGUGCUGCGAUCAAGAGUGAAGACCACCGGUAUCAUCGAGACCACGUUUGGCCUCAAAGACCUGAACUUUAGAAUGUUUGAUGUGGGGGGCCAGAGGUCAGAGAGGAAGAAGUGGAUUCAUUGUUUCGAAGGCGUGACCUGUAUCAUCUUCAUUGCUGCUUUGAGCGCCUACGACAUGGUGCUGGUGGAGGAUGAUGAAGUGAAUCGAAUGCACGAGAGUCUGCACUUGUUCAACAGUAUCUGCAACCAUCGCUACUUCAUCGCCACCUCCAUUGUCCUCUUCCUCAACAAGAAAGACGUGUUCCUUGAGAAGAUCAAGAAAGCUCAUCUCAGCAUGUGCUUCCCUGACUACGAUGGACCCAACACCUUCGAGGACGCUGGUAACUACAUCAAGUUGCAGUUUUUGGAUCUGAACAUGCGCAAAGGUAUCAAAGAAAUCUACUCUCACAUGACCUGCGCCACAGACACGGAGAACGUCAAGUUCGUGUUUGACGCUGUAACCGACAUCAUCAUCAAAGAGAACCUGAAGGACUGUGGUCUCUUCUAAGGGGAGAAGCCUGAUGAAGGGUGCUGUUGUGGCCCUGUCACCUUCCACAAAUCUCUCCUCAGUUAUAACUGAGGACCCAAGAUGAAAAACUGUCCCUUAAAAAUGUUCCAUCAGGCCAAUUCAAACAAUUUAUAAAAAAAUCGCUUUUUUGUAGCUUUGACCAACUACAUGAGGUCAGUGGAGACCAGAAGAAUAUCCUGUGCAGACUUCAGUUGAAUUUUUAGUCAAGCUAACUUUUCUCUCGAGUCUCGUUGGCUGUAGUUGAGACAUCAAAAGCUUCUAUCGGCAUAAAAGUGAUUUACUCUCACCUACACUAAUGUGAAUAAAUAGAAGUCGGGCAAACGCAUUGUCUCUUAUGCUUCAUGUAACUUGGUCAGUGUACCGCCAAAAAGGAAACAAAAUGGCCUCACCACCUGCAGACGCACUUCAGCCUCUGUUAGAGAUUCAAAACGUGGAUAGAAACAAACAGGGACGGAUCAAUCGGUAAGAGAAGAGAUAGAAAAUGUAUUUUAGUGCAUUAGCUGAAAGGGCCAUUGUAUAUAACUAGACAGAUUCCUACUGGAUAGAUCGUGAAGUUUGGUGAUAACAUGUCGAAUAUGUAACACUGUUGAAUGGUAGAUGUAAUUUAUUUUAACAUAAAAAGUUCCUGUCUGAAAGUGAACUGGUGAUACAGGGCUGUGACCGUGCGAUCCUGUACAGAACCCAAUGACUGUAAACUCAGAUUAAAUCCAUUAAAGCUUCAGUAUAGAACUGAGUACUUUUCAAUUUUCCAAAAAUAAAAAGCAACACAGCAACGUC
Molecule: messenger RNA, 1999 nt
Organism: Platichthys flesus (European flounder)
Lineage: Eukaryota; Metazoa; Chordata; Actinopteri; Pleuronectiformes; Pleuronectidae
Gene: gnat1
Product: guanine nucleotide binding protein (G protein), alpha transducing activity polypeptide 1
Exons: 9
Coding region: 149-1201 (350 amino acids)
Biological process (GO): adenylate cyclase-modulating G protein-coupled receptor signaling pathway
Cellular component (GO): heterotrimeric G-protein complex
Molecular function (GO): G-protein beta/gamma-subunit complex binding; G protein-coupled receptor binding; GTP binding
Source: RefSeq, a predicted model, not a curated record